This is a messenger RNA of Polistes dominula (European paper wasp), 1751 nucleotides long. RefSeq names its product serine/threonine-protein kinase grp (gene grp). Gene Ontology annotation, cellular component: nucleus; cytoplasm; site of double-strand break. Lineage: Eukaryota; Metazoa; Arthropoda; Insecta; Hymenoptera; Vespidae. Gene Ontology annotation, molecular function: protein serine/threonine kinase activity; ATP binding. The record is from RefSeq and is a predicted model, not a curated record. Gene Ontology annotation, biological process: mitotic G2 DNA damage checkpoint signaling; protein phosphorylation.
ACAAAUAAUUACAUUAUUAUUUUUUUACUUAAUAUCAUUUUUUAAUGAAACAAUAUUACUGUUUUGAAGUUCUUUUCGUCAUCAUCGUCCUUGUCGUUUUCUAACCACGUGUUUUGAAUUUAAUCGUUUUAGCCGAAAAAUUAAAAGCUCAACAUCAACCAACCGUUAAACUCCCGUUUUGCGGAGGCAUGCUGAAGCAAAAUGACGGAAUUUGUCGAAGGUUGGAUUUUAGGACACACGUUAGGAGAAGGUGCUUAUGGCGAAGGUUACACAAUAGUCAAGUUGGUUAUUAACAAGAUUACAGGCGAAGCCGUCGCCAUGAAGAUGGUUGAUGUACAAAAACAUCCUGAUGCACGACAAAGUGUAAAAAAGGAAACAACCAUUCACAGAAUGUUGUCUAAUUCUAAUAUAAUACAAUUUUUUGGAAAACGUAGCGAACCAACUAUGGAAUAUAUAUUUUUAGAAUAUGCUUCUGGCGGUGAACUUUAUGAUAGAAUUGAACCUGAUGUCGGUAUGCCCAAAUACGAAGCACAAAGAUAUUUUAAACAAUUAAUUUAUGCAGUUGAAUAUUUACACAGUCGUGGAGUUGCACAUAGAGAUCUUAAACCAGAAAAUUUAUUAUUGGACGAUAAUGAUAAUUUAAAAAUAACAGAUUUUGGAUUGGCAACUAUUUUUCGUGUUCAUGGAAGAGAACGUACUUUAGAAAAAAAAUGUGGAACUUUACCAUACGUUGCACCGGAAGUUCUUGUACAAUCUUAUUAUGCGGAACCAGCCGAUAUAUGGUCUUGUGGUAUAAUUCUGGUUGCUUUAUUGUGCGGAGAACUGCCUUGGGAUCAAUCCUUGGCAGAAUGUCCAGAAUAUAUGGCAUGGAGAAAAGGAACGUACAUGUCACUUACACCAUGGAAAAAAUUGGAUAACUUAGAAUUGUCUUUAAUCAAAAAAAUCCUUGCUCAUUUACCAUCCGCUAGAUAUACAAUACAAGAAAUUAAAAAUCAUCGAUGGUUUCUUACGCCAUUUAAAAAAGAUGAUCUACAAAGUAAUAGAUAUAAUAUGCCAGUUAGUAAUUAUAGUCAAGUAGAUGGAUGUAAUGCAUCGAGAUCUUGUUUAUCACAACCUGACUUUGUUGGAGAGGAAAAUGUAGAUAUUGAAAAUAUGAAAUUAGAUGAAAAGACAGGUUUCUCGUUUUCUCAACCAGCUCAUAUCGAAGAUUUAUUACUUUGUACUCAACCAAUGCAAUGUACUGCACAUUCAAGUUCGCAAACACCUUUCCAACAGCUUGUUAGACGUAUGACUAGAUUCUUCGUGACAACAGAUUUUGAAACGACAGUUAAAAAAUUAUUAAACUGUUUACAAUAUGAGAGUUAUACGUAUCGUAUUAACGAUUUUCGCAUAAUUACAAUAUCAACGGUAGACAAAAGAAAUAUGCCUUUGGUGUUCAAAGCGAAUAUUCUUGAAAUGGAUAAUAAAUUAUUGGUAGAUUUUAGAUUAUCCAAAGGAUGUGGUCUUGAGUUUAAAAGAAAAUUUGUUAAAUUCAAAUCUUUACUUUCCGAUAUCAUUUUAAAAGUACCUGUUACAUGACGUGUGUAUGUUGUUGUCGUCGUCGUCGUCGUCUACUACCUCUAAUGAAAAAUCGUGACUAAAAUAAGAUUUUUUUCUGUGCCAAGUUAAUAUAAGAGGUACAAAUUUAACAAUGAUGUUCUUUUAUAUAUUUUUUUAAUAAAAUACUUAUAUUGAAGUUAUCCUUUAUCCCA